This is a messenger RNA of Cotesia glomerata, 1696 nucleotides long. It is a transcript of the gene Rox8, whose product is annotated as nucleolysin TIAR-like. The record is from RefSeq and is a predicted model, not a curated record. Gene Ontology annotation, molecular function: RNA binding. Lineage: Eukaryota; Metazoa; Arthropoda; Insecta; Hymenoptera; Braconidae.
UUAAAAUACCACAGUAGUUACAUAUUCUACCGUCUGUUACUCUAGUAAAUUAGUAAGUGCAACGUCCCGAGAAAAGUGUGCGAAAGAAAGUGAACAGAAAGCACGUUGAUUGGUGUGUUGUCAAGCCGGUGUCUCGGAAAACUGACGAAUCGAAUAAUAUUAUUUUCGCGGUCUUUACUACAAACAGAUUGGUUGUCGUAGAGUAAAUGUGUUCAUGAAAAUACAUAUUAAAAGAUCAUCAAGGGUGAAUUGAAAAAUAUUACGAAAAAAAAAAAAAAAAAAACAAUAAAAAGGGAAUAAUAGGAAAAAAUAAGUGUUUUUUAAUAGUAGUUUUGAACGUAUAGUAAGUAGAAAAGUGGUAGUUAGUUAUCGCGUGGGUAAAAUUUAGGGAAAGUGUGUGUUGGCAGAGCGAGCAGGGAAGCGCGGCCAUUUUAUGUUAGUAUGACGUUGAGGCUGGGUGUGUAGCACAGCUUCACGUUGAACCGUCCGUGUUGAUUGUAAUAAAAGUGAAAUAACGCGAUAAAGUCUGAUGCUGGUCUUGAGAUAAAUGUACGGCGAACGUACGGGAGGUGUGAUUUGUAAAUAAAAUUUAGGAAGAAGGUGGGUUUUACUAAGGUAGAAUAGGCUUAGCUAAGUGGUUGGCGUAGUUGUCGGCAUAAAGCACAAUCACAGAGAGCAUGAGCGAGGAAAGUAAUCCCCGUACACUCUACGUGGGUAAUCUUGACCCAUCCGUAUCUGAGGAUCUGUUAUGCACAUUAUUUUCUCAAAUUGGCCCAAUAAAGGGCUGUAAAAUAAUACGUGAACCUGGCAAUGAUCCUUAUGCAUUUGUUGAAUUUACAAAUCAUCAGUGUGCGGCUACGGCGCUGGCCGCCAUGAAUAAGAGACUCUUCCUCGAUAAGGAGAUGAAGGUUAACUGGGCUACGAGUCCAGGUAAUCAACCCAAGCUUGAUACUAGUAAUCAUCAUCAUAUAUUUGUUGGUGAUUUGUCUCCUGAAAUUGAAACUCAGACACUUAAAGAGGCAUUCGCGCCCUUUGGUGAAAUAAGCAACUGUAGAAUUGUACGUGAUCCACAAACCCUUAAGAGUAAAGGAUAUGCGUUUGUGUCAUUUGUUAAAAAAUCGGAAGCUGAAGCUGCGAUAACUGCUAUGAAUGGACAAUGGUUGGGAUCACGGAGCAUUAGGACAAAUUGGUCAACUAGAAAACCACCGCCACCAAGAUCCGAGAGGCCAAGGCACACAAAUAAUAGUAAACCUAAUUAUGAAGAGGUAUAUGCUCAGAGUAGUCCAACAAACUGCACAGUUUACUGUGGUGGAUUUACAAAUGGCAUAACUGAAGACCUGAUUAACAAGACCUUCUCUCCAUUUGGUACUAUUAAUGAUAUUAGAGUUUUCAAGGACAAAGGCUAUGCUUUUAUUAAAUUUACGACGAAGGAAGCAGCAACACAUGCUAUUGAGGCUACGCAUAAUACAGAAAUCAAUGGAAGUGUUGUCAAAUGUUUUUGGGGAAAAGAAAAUGGGGAUCCUAACAGCGUUGGACCAAAUGCUAAUCAGCAAGCUCAACAGGUAACUGCCGGAGCUGGACAAUAUCCUUACGGUUAUGGCCAACAAAUGAGUUAUUGGUAUCCUCAAGGAUAUCCUCAGAUGCAAGGACAAUUCUUACAGCCAGCUCAAUACUACAAUCAGUACUAUAGUCAGCA